Messenger RNA from Cotesia glomerata, 816 nucleotides. RefSeq names its product ATP-dependent DNA helicase pif1-like. The record is from RefSeq and is a predicted model, not a curated record. Bases 1 to 816 code for a protein of 271 amino acids. The transcript has a single exon. NCBI's taxonomy places the organism in Eukaryota, Metazoa, Arthropoda, Insecta, Hymenoptera, Braconidae.
AUGCGCGUUCGAAUGCUUCAGGAUUCAUCCGCCGAAACAUUCUCUAAACAACUGUUAGAUAUUGGCGAUGGGAAAGUUGCUGUACAUGAAAAUACUGGAUGCAUAAAAUUACAGACGAACUUCUGCACAUUCAUCGACUUGCAAAAUACUCUUAUCGAUCACAUAUUUCCCGACGUACACACACAAUAUGAAAAUCAUAAGUGGCUGGCAGAAAGAGCGAUCUUGGCAGCUAAAAAUGUGGACGUCAAUGGGUUAAAUUUAAAAAUACAACAGCUGUUGCCUGGGGACUUGGUGUCAUACAAAUCUAUCGAUGCAGUUUGCGAUACCAACCAGAUUGUGAAUUAUCCAAUUGAGUUUUUAAAUUCAUUGGAUUUGCCAGGCAUGCCACCACAUCAUUUACAAUUAAAGGUUGGAUCUCCGAUUAUUCUGCUUCGUAACUUGAACCCACCACAGCUAUGUAAUGGCACACGAUUAGUCAUUAAAAAAUUAAUGAAAAACGUUAUUGAAGCCAUCAUCUUGAAUGGCAAGUUUCAAGGCGAGAAUGUGUUGCUGCCACGAAUCCCUAUGAUUCCCACAGAUGUGCCAAUUGAAUUCAAACGCACUCAAUUCCUAAUUAGAUUGGCAUUCGCUAUGACGAUCAAUAAGUCACAAGGACAAACAUUGUCUGUAUGUGGCUUAGAUUUGGAAACACCGUGCUUUUCUCACGGACAACUAUAUGUAGGAUGUUCUCGCGUGGGAAAACCAUCCAGUUUGUUUGUGUUGGCUAAAGACGGACUAACCAAGAAUAUUGUACACUCUAUUGCGCUGAGAGAUUAA